This is a messenger RNA of Megalops cyprinoides (Indo-Pacific tarpon), 1646 nucleotides long. RefSeq names its product beta-1,4-glucuronyltransferase 1 (gene b4gat1). The record is from RefSeq and is a predicted model, not a curated record. Bases 351 to 1646 code for a protein of 431 amino acids. The transcript is spliced from 2 exons. Gene Ontology annotation, molecular function: glucuronosyltransferase activity. NCBI's taxonomy places the organism in Eukaryota, Metazoa, Chordata, Actinopteri, Elopiformes, Megalopidae.
UGCGCUUCUGGUCAACGCACUCGCGUUUGUUGUGUGUUUUGAAAUGCUGUCCUCCAAGAUAUUUUAACACGAAAAAUGAUUGUGAAAGAGGCUCACUCGUUUGAAGCUCGAAACUAAAAUCGAAAUAUUGACGCUCCCAUCGACGCACUGCGCGUCAGAGUACAGAUGCAUACGAAUGAACGCGAUGGAUAAUGUAAGUAGGUAGCUAGCUAACCUGGCUAGUGCCAAGCGCUGCUCGCGUAUUUAGCAAUCAAUGGCCAAAGCUAGCUAUCCAUAAUUACAGCAAAGUGGGUCCCGUGCGCAUUGUCGCAUAUUGAAUCCAAAUAAAAUACUCGCUUGAUGUUUUUGGAAUGCAUUUCUCUAAAAAAUGUUCCGUGUUUAAAGUGGUGCUCAGUGCCCUGCUCAUUGUAGCGCUCCUGCAGUUAAUUUACCUGUCCUUUCUGUCGAAACUGCACGGGAGGCAGCAGCGCUACAGGUAUUCGGAGCUCUUCGGGGGCGCUGGCAAGAGAAAUGCUCACCUGCCCGAGAAAAACACUCGCAAAGAACGUCUCAAAUAUUCUCUGUCUACGGGGGGCAUUUUCGAUGGCAGCGGGCAGUACCGCGUAUACAAAAACUUAAUCAAAAGCGAGUUUUCAACUAACCAAAAGCCUGGCACGGACGCCGGCUCGCAUCAGAUCGCUCUGGCAACGCACACCACCAUCAACAAUUUGCACCAUCUUGAUUCGCUGCUGGAGCGCUGGCAGUACCCUCUGUCCGUCGCGAUAUUCGCGCACGGCCAAGAUGUCAGGUUUGCCACCGCGCUCGUGUACGCCCUCAGCAUGUUCUGCCCGCAGAUCCAGGCGUUGGUGGACUUCCACCUGGUGUGCCACUCCGGGGAGAUGGCGAAUUUUCCCGAGCAGGACCGCGAGCAGUUUGCCGGGCUGGAAGACUGCGGUGGGGUGUUUGCUAAGCUGGAGACCCACAGGGACAAAUACAAGAACUAUGCCAUCGGGGGUAACGUGUCGUACCCCAACAAUUUGCUACGUAAUGUCGCACGCGGGGGCACGGACGCAGCUUACAUCCUGGUCAUAGACAUCGACAUGGUUCCCAGCGCGGACCUGCCUCGGCAGUUCCAGGCCCUGCUGAAAAGGCGAGAGCCCGCGUCGGACGAGGUCUUCGUGCUGCCGGCGUUCGAGAUCCGGCACGCCCGCAAGAUGCCCGCCUCCAAGUCGGAGCUGGUGCAGCUCUACCAGGUGGGCGAGGUGCGGCCCUUCUACGAGGAGCUGUGCCCGCGCUGCCAGGCGCCCACAAACUUUUCCCGGUGGGUGAAUCUCCACGGUCAGCCGUCGGGCGAGCUGGAGGUGGCCUACACCCUGACCUGGGUCGACCCGUGGGAGCCCUUCUACAUCGGACCCCGCACCGUGCCGCUGUACGACGAGAGCUUCCGUCAGUACGGCUUCAACCGCAUCAGCCAGGCCUGCGAGUUGCAUGUUGCCGGGUACCGGUUUUCGGUGCUGAGUUCGGCAUUCGUGGUACACCGGGGGUUCAAGGUGGCCGGGGAGUUCCACAAGCGCAAGGACGAGGAGAACCGGCGCAACCGAAUGCUCUUCCGCAGCUUCAAAGAGGGCCUGAAGAGCAAGUACCCCGCCUCCCCUCGCAGGUGCUGA